CGCCCCCCCCCCUCCUGCCCCCAUCCAGCCCGUCCUGAACUAAACUCAGUUUAAACCUGAAACAUGAACUAAACCCGUCCCAGCUCCUUCUGCUCCUCCCUAAACCGUCCCUCUAAUAAUUUCAACCAAAACAUCAAAUCAGUUAUAUAAAUAUAAGUGUUGAACAGGGACAAAUUGAACCCAGUGUUUUAAGUGUUGGAUAUUUAAAUAAACUUUUACCAUGGCUGCGUCAGUCGGACCUGAAAAAGAAACAAACUCUAAACAGGUUUCAAUACAUAUUAGAGAGGAUUCAGAUUCAGAGCUGCAGGCGCUAUUUGAUAUACCCUUAAAGGGGGGUCAGAGGCCGUUGCAAGUUCCCAUGCGGAUGCGAAACUUUCCGCCGUCGUUUUGGCAACCCCCUGUUCUAGGCUCUAAAUCUCCUAGUGUACAUAGUCGUGAAAACUCCUUGGAUAACUCCUGUGGACCAUUUUCCCCUGAUCCAGUAGCAUCUCCACAACCUCCUGUAGGUCAUCAUAGUAGAGCAAACUCAUGUCCAGCAAACCUUGGGCAAACCUUGGCAGUCUCUCUUCAGCAUCAGAAUCAUGCUCUACAGAACCAUCAUCUCCGACAGCAGAGCUACGAUGUAGGAGGAGGAGGAGAUGAUCUAGGACCUCUGCCCCCUGGCUGGGAGAUGGCCAAGGCACCCAACGGACAAAUUUAUUUCAUGAAUCAUAUUACAAAGAGUACACAAUGGGAAGACCCUAGAAAGGCUAUCCAGCAGCAGAUGUUAAAUCAACUGAAUGGCACGGCAUCACCCCGUAGCUCAGCGGUCAGUUCUCCGGUUCCUAAUGGACAAGGAGGAGUAGAUCUAGGACCUCUUCCACAGGGUUGGGAGCAGAGUGCUACCCCUGAAGGAGAAAUGUACUUUAUUCAUCAUCUUACAAAAAGAACAACUUGGUAUGAUCCCAGAAUCCCAAUCCAUGCUCAGCAGGUUCCAUUAAAACAGAGACAAGAAUCCACACAUGCUCAGGCCCAAAAGCUGCAGCAGGAGGCUCGACUGCGACGGUUGGAGAAUGAGCGGCGUGUACUGCAACAGAAGAGAGCAGAGCUAAACCAGUUUAUCACCAGACAACAACAAGAGAAGUUAGAAAUGAUGAUGCGACACACCCUCUCUGAGGGCGGAACGAAGCUUGACCCUUUUUUGGCGCAAACAAACGGAGAUCCUCAUAUUCGUCAGGAGUCAGCUGAUAGUGGUCUUGGGAUGGGAUCAUUCCCAAACCUUGGGACAAUUAGUGAGGAUAUGGGUAGGUUAAUCAUUAUAUUUGGGACAAUUAGUGAGGAUAUGGGUAGGUUAAACAUUAUAUUUGGGACAAUUAGUGAGGAUAUGGGUAGGUUAAUCAUUAUAUUUGGGACAAUUAGUGAGGAUAUGGGUAGGUUAAUCAUUAUAUUUGGGACAAUUAGUGAGGAUAUGGGUAGGUUAAUCAUUAUAUUUGGGACAAUUAGUGAGGAUAUGGGUAGGUUAAACAUUAUAUUUGGGACAAUUAGUGAGGAUAUGGGUAGGUUAAUCAUUAUAUUUGGGACAAUUAGUGAGGAUAUGGGUAGGUUAAUCAUUAUAUUUGGGACAAUUAGUGAGGAUAUGGGAAUGGAAAAUAUGGAUACAGACCUGGAUACAACUCUUACAGAUACAAACCAACAGAUACAGAUACAGCAACAGCAAGGGAUGGAUACAGAGGAGCUGAUCCCUACCCUGCCUGAGCUCGGAGAGGAGCUGAGCAGAGACUUUAUCAACACCAUCUUCAACACCAACACACCCGUAGAGAACGAGCUCACCUGGCUCUAGAACCUCAACAGCAACGUGAUGUUCAUCAUCAUCGUUCAAUCAAGUUAAAUCAAAGACAAAAUAUCAACUUUUAUAAUCGAGUCCAGAUAUCGUUACGCAUUUAAUGCGUACAGUUCUCUGCGUAUUCGUAGACAAAUAAUCAAACUGCGUGAAACUCUUCACACGCUAGAGAUUGGAGAGUGACACAUGUCAAAUCAUAUACGCACGUUACACAAUAAUUUCGGUUGUCCAGUGCACACUAAUGCAUUUUUUGCAAUGUAAAAAUAGUUCAUUCUUUCUAAUAACAAUUUCAGGAACCUUUUUACUUGUGCUUGACCUUAUAAGGGAUAUUAUAUAUUCUAUAUCCCCUCCUCCCUCUCCAAAUGAACAUUAAAUGCGUAUGGUUUGUGGAGGUGAUUUUUUAACAUGAGUGAAUUUUUUUUCUACCAGUUGGCAGAGACGCCUUAAUUAAAAUUACCAAAUCCGUCCAAUAUGCCCUGAUAGCGUUAACUUGGAAAUGCUCACGUAUAAACUGGGAUAUUUUCGUAUAUCUCUUUGCAUUGUUUAGAUAUCAUGUAGCACUGCAUAUUAAUUUAGGAAUUGUUAUGAUUACUAAACUGAAAAAUCCUCGAUUGCUGACAUUUCUAAAGGUUGCAAAAAAUCUGAAGAAAAUUGACAAAACGCAGUUUUCACCAAUAUAAUUCACCUUCAUAUAUAAAUAGCAAUAAUUUUGAGAACUAGAACAAUAUCUUGUGAUUAUUUAUUCAAAUGUUUUUUUAACAAUCGAGAGCCUUAAUUUUGAAAAGGUUCCGUCCAAAAGUUAAAUGGUUGUUCACAAUUAAAUCUUGGAAAGAUAAUUUAACGGCAAUAGUUACUAAAACAAAUCUCGCCAAUUCGACUUUCAGCCAUGAAUUAAAGUUCCUUGAAAGGGCAGAUAUCAUGAAUUAAAGUUCCUUGAAAGGGCAGAUAUCAUGAAUUAAAGUUCCUUAAAAGGGCAGAUAUCAUGAAUUAAAGUUCCUUGAAAGGGCAGAUAUCAUGAAUUAAAAUCCCUUAAAAGGGCAGAUAUCAUGAAUUAAAAUCCCUUAAAAGAGCAGAUAUCAUGAAUUAAAGUUCCUUAAAAGAACAGAUAUCACCCAAAAAAAAACUUUUAUUUCGGAAAUAUCUGCCCUCAAACAUCCUUGCAGAAUGCAGAUGUCUUCCACAUGUUUUCAAAAUUUCUGUUUUUGAAAAAAGGUGAUUUUUCUACUACAAUGUGUUGUAAAUAUUUGUCUGAAUAUUGAAAUCUUUUUCUCAAUAAUUAACUUUCUCUUGCCUGUGUAAACGAAAAUGUUUUCACAUGAAAAUCUGCAAUUUUUUCUGUAUUACAGGACCAUACUUUUAUACCAUGCUCAUCAAAUCCUUGAAUUGUGAAAUGAAUCUGUUUUAUUCAACAUUUUAUUGUGAAUUAGGUUAAAAAUCAGCCCGUGUACAAAAAUCAAAAUUAUUUUGAAUUUUGAAAAAGUGCCUCGUGCAGCUAAAUAUUGUAAUAGUUUGUAAAAAAUGCACAUAUGUAAAUAUCUGAUUAGUGUGCCUUAUCCUAUAAUGUUCCGUCCUAUUAUAUAUAUAUAUUUUAUAUUAUUAUUUGAAUAUAGCCGGAAGGGGGGAACUUAUUCUGCCCCCCCCCCCAUUCCACUUGGAUGAAUAAUAGUGCCUUUUAUUAGUUUCCUUAACAUGUUUGUUUUAAUUCCAACUUUGUAAUUUGCUGAUAAAAAAGUUUGUGCCAUAUUUAUGUAUGCUUGUAAGCGUAGUAGUUGGAUACAAAUAGAUUAUCAAGUACAAUA
Eurytemora carolleeae is the source of this 3618-nucleotide messenger RNA. It is a transcript of the gene yki, whose product is annotated as transcriptional coactivator YAP1. Gene Ontology annotation, biological process: positive regulation of transcription by RNA polymerase II; hippo signaling. NCBI's taxonomy places the organism in Eukaryota, Metazoa, Arthropoda, Copepoda, Calanoida, Temoridae. The transcript is spliced from 11 exons. Bases 221 to 1819 code for a protein of 532 amino acids. The record is from RefSeq and is a predicted model, not a curated record. Gene Ontology annotation, molecular function: protein binding; transcription coactivator activity. Gene Ontology annotation, cellular component: nucleus; cytoplasm.